GGGUGCCCACGGGCGGGGCGGGGCGGGGCGGGCUCUGCCUGCCGCCUGCCUGUGGCCUGUUUACCAGGCUCAGUCACCGUGGCCGGCCCAGCAGGAGGCCCAUGGCGCCUGAGGCCACAGGCCACAGGGGACAAGGGCCAGGCACCCCUGCCAUGGCUCCAGGCCAUUGAUCCAGCCCGGCGGCCGGUGGGGGAGGGGAGACCUUGGCCUGGACAAACAGCGGCUCUGAGGCCUGCGUGCAGGCCUGGCACCCACCUGCCACUCCCAAAGGAUGCCCAUGGCCGAGGCCCCCCAAGCCGCUGGUGGGCAGAGCGAUGGAGGCGACGGCGAGGACGCAGAGCCGGAGGGGAUGUUCAAGGCCCCUGAGGACUCCAAGAGAAAAGUCGGAGACUACCUCCGCCUGGCGCCCCUGUGGCUGGCCCUGGUCGUGCUGGUUUCCGUGGGGGUCUUGCUCUGGUAUUUCCUAGGGUACAGGGCGGAGGUGACCGUCAGCCAGGUGUACUCAGGCAGCCUCCGCGUGCUCAAUCGCCACUUCUCCCAGGACCUCGCCCGCCGCGAGUCCAGUGCCUUCCGCAGUGAAACCGCCAAAGCCCAGAAGAUGCUCAAGGGGCUCAUUACCAGCACCCGCCUGGGCACGUACUACAACUCUAGCUCCGUCUACUCCUUUGGGGAGGGACCUUUCACCUGCUUCUUCUGGUUCAUCCUCCAAAUCCCUGAGCACCGCCGGCCGAUGCUGAGCCCCGAGGUGGUGCGGGCGCUGCUGGUGGAGGACCUGCUGUCCACGGCCAACAGCUCGGCGCCCCCUCCCUACCGGGCUGAGUACGAGCUGGACCCCGAGGGCCUGGUGCUCCUGGAAGCCAGCGUGAAAGACCUAGUUGCCCUGAAUUCCACGCUGGGCUGCUACCGCUACAGCUACGUGGGCCAGGGCCAGGUCCUCCGGCUGAAGGGGCCCGACCAGCUGGCCUCCAGCUGUCUCUGGCACCUGCAGGGCCCCCAGGAUCUCAUGCUCAAGCUCCGGCUUGAGUGGAAGCUGGCCGACUGCCGGGACCGGCUGGCCAUGUACGACGUGGCUGGGCCCCUGGAGAGGAAGCUCAUCACCUCGGUCUAUGGCUGCAGCCGCCAGGAGCCUGUGGUGGAGGUCCUGGCGUCAGGCGCUGUCAUGGCAGUGGUCUGGAAGAAGGGUCUGCACAGCUACCAGGACCCCUUCGUGCUCUCCGUGCAGCCUGUGGCCUUCCAGGCCUGCGAGGUGAACCUGACCUUGGAGGGCCGGCUGGAACCACAGGGAGCCCUCCGCACACCGCACUUCCCCAGCUACUACUCGCCCAGCACCCACUGCUCCUGGCACCUCACGGUGCCCUCGCUGGAGUACGGCUUGGCUCUCUGGUUUGACGCCUACGCGCUGCGGAGGCAGAAGUACGGCCUGCCAUGUACCCAGGGCCAGUGGACGAUCCAGAACCGGAGGCUGUGUGGCCUGCGUACCCUGCAGCCCUACGCCGAGAGGAUCCCAGUGGUGGCCACUGCCGGUGUCACCAUCAACUUCACCUCCCAGAUCUCCCUCACUGGGCCCGGCGUGCAGGUGCACUACAGCCUGUACAACCAGUCGGACCCCUGCCCUGGAGAGUUCCUCUGCUCUGUGAACGGCCUCUGUGUGCCCGCCUGCGACGGCGUCAAGGACUGCCCCAACGGCCUGGACGAGCGAAACUGCGUGUGCAGAGCCACAUUCCAGUGCCAAGAGGACAGCACAUGCGUCUCACUGUCCAGGGUCUGUGACCAGCAGCCUGACUGUCUCAAUGGGAGUGACGAAGAGCAGUGCCAGGAAGGGGUGCCUUGUGGGACAUUCACCUUCCAGUGUGAGGACCGCAGCUGCGUGAAGAAACCCAACCCACAGUGUGAUGGGCAGCCCGAUUGCAGGGACGGCUCGGACGAGCAGCACUGUGACUGUGGCCUCCAGGGCCCCUCUGGCCGCAUCGUGGGUGGGGCUGUGUCAUCGGAGGGGGAGUGGCCGUGGCAGGCCAGCCUCCAGGUUCGGGGCCGCCACAUCUGUGGGGGAGCCCUUAUCGCUGACCGCUGGGUGAUAACCGCUGCCCACUGCUUCCAGGAGGACAGCAUGGCCUCCCCGGCGCUGUGGACGGUGUUCCUGGGCAAGGUGUGGCAGAGCUCACGCUGGCCGGGCGAGGUAUCCUUCAAGGUGAGCCGCCUGGUCCUGCACCCGUACCACGAGGAGGACAGCCACGACUACGACGUGGCCCUGCUGCAGCUCGACCACCCGGUGGUGCGCUCGGCCGCCGUGCACCCCGUCUGCCUGCCUGCGCGCUCCCACUUCUUCGAGCCUGGCCUGCACUGCUGGAUCACGGGCUGGGGCGCCCUGCGCGAGGGCGGCCCCACCAGCAAUGGUCUACAGAAGGUGGACGUGCAGCUGAUCCCGCAGGACCUGUGCAGCGAGGCCUACCGCUACCGGGUGACGCCCCGCAUGCUGUGUGCUGGCUACCGCAAGGGCAAGAAGGACGCCUGCCAGGGUGACUCCGGUGGGCCGCUGGUGUGCAGGGAGCCCAGUGGCCGCUGGUUCCUGGCAGGGCUGGUCAGCUGGGGCCUGGGCUGCGGCCGGCCCAACUACUUCGGCGUCUACACCCGCAUCACGGGGGUAAUUGGCUGGAUCCAGCAGGUGCUGACCUGAGGACUGCCCCCUGCAGAGCUGGGCCCCGCUCUUGGACUCAGAGAUCUCAGGGCAAGCACCAGGCGGGGGAGCACGUAUUCUGGGGGCGGCAGGGCCCUGUGGAGGCAGGAGCAAGCAUCCCCUCCCAUAACCUGCUCCCAGACAUCUGCCCCAUGGAGGGCACCGGAGAGAGGAGGGCCAGCAGCUGGUGGUCAAGACUUCCCCUGAGGGCCUGGGACGGUCACCAGGCCAAGCUGGGGGCCUCCCAUUCAGCCCUGUUACCUCCCGAUCGAUUCUCUCUCCUCCAUCCCCUUCGUCCAUUGCUGACUUUAGGGGGUAAUAGUUCAGGGGUGAUAAUCCAGCUUCUAGGUCCCAGCAGGAGUGUCUGAGCACAGCUGCCCGCCCUGGGCAGCAUCGGCUCCGGAGCAGAUUCCAUCCCGUGAGCCCUGCCUGACGUGAGGGGCAGGCAUGGAAGGAGCCCGCGGGGAGGGGCCCUCAGAGCCCUGGAGACAACCAAGUGGGCCAGCUGCCACCGUAAGCCAAAGGGUGGGGGAGCCUGGGCCAGGGUCCCGCCCCACCCCUACCUGCCCCUCGCCCCCUGCCCACCCCGCUUGGGCCUUCACUGCCUGCUCUCGCCCAGCUGCCUGUGGAAUAAAGCCAGCUGACCAAAG
Molecule: messenger RNA, 3324 nt
Organism: Equus caballus (horse)
Lineage: Eukaryota; Metazoa; Chordata; Mammalia; Perissodactyla; Equidae
Gene: TMPRSS6
Product: transmembrane serine protease 6
Biological process (GO): proteolysis
Molecular function (GO): protein binding; serine-type endopeptidase activity
Source: RefSeq, a predicted model, not a curated record